Molecule: messenger RNA, 819 nt
Organism: Hibiscus syriacus
Lineage: Eukaryota; Viridiplantae; Streptophyta; Magnoliopsida; Malvales; Malvaceae
Exons: 6
Coding region: 37-654 (205 amino acids)
Source: RefSeq, a predicted model, not a curated record
CCCCUAACAUUCAUUUCAGUUGCAGAGAGUAGACGUAUGAAGAUGAACAAGGAAGAGGCUAAAAUCGAAACCCAAAAUCAAAACCCCAACUCUAGCGCGAACCCCAACAAUCAAAAUCAAAUCCGAGGAUCCAAAGGGAAAUCAUGCAAGGGCUGCCUCUAUUACUCCUCCGCUCUUAAAUCCAAAUCCCAAAACCCAACCUGCGUCGGCAUCCCCAGAACUCUCCAACAAGUACCUAGGUACAUAAUUGGGGAAUCUGAAUUGGAAGCUUCCAAGGAAGGCCGUACUCUUACGGAUUUCAAGUAUGCUUGUGUCGGUUACUCGGUUUUCUUGGAUAAUAAAGAUUCUUCAGCUGAUAAUAACCAGUCUGAUAAACCGGUUGAAUUACCCUUCUGUGUCGGUCUUGAGGUAUUGUUGGACAGAACAGCUGCUUCGAAUGACCAUGUUCCUGCGAAUAUCCAUAAAAACAAAGAUAGUCAUGCGAUUCCUCAACCUCGAACCCAGAGGUCAACACCGUCGACAGGAGAUGAAUUCUAUAACAGGUUUAAAAGGAACGCAGGCCUCGUGGCAACGGGUGUUGUCAAGAAUGUGAAUAAAAUCGGAAACCGCAUCAAAGAAACUCUGGACGACAUUAUGUAUAGGCGACCAAAGUGAGAAUUCUGAAUACUCUUAUGAUCGUAUGCAUUUGACUGCUAUCAUUAUAACACAUUUUUGUCAAGUAUACAUGAAAGUAGCUGCUGCUGAUGGAGCUUGUUCAUUUCCAAAACUCAAACUUUGAUUCGGUAGUGCGCUAAAUUGUUAAGAAUUUUGUUGUUUUUC